UUUUCAGCUUUUAGCUUUUAGCUUCCUGUUAGCUUUCCAUCCCUGCUUCCAUGCGCAGCACGAAGGCGACGUUUCGUUCUGACUAGCGACUAUCACUUCUGUGCCUUCCCGCGUAAAAACAGAACCUUGAGGAACUCUAUUUUCUUUAAAAACCAGUUCUUUGGCAAAAAUAAUCAUAGUACAUACCUGUCUGCUGUUAAUGGGGUAACUCGAAGAGUUGUUUAUAUUUAGAAAAAGAAGAAUUCCAAGUUAGAACUCUUACAAUGUACCUAAACACGAGGUAGCUAAUAAGACUAUAAUAUGCAUGUACAUAUAACCGUUUAUCUUUCUUUUUGUUUUUCGUUUUUGGGCAUCAAGUCCACAAAAAUAAUAAGUAGUAACUUAGCACUUACUUAUUUGUACAUUGUGUGUUAACUUUAAUUAUAACCUAGGGUGCUGAAAUUUUUCUUGUGAUUACUUUACGCGAUAAUUCGAUAAGCUUAACUCUGUGCAGUGCAUUCCUCAGAUGGUUACUGACUUUAGCGGGUAGUGAAGUUUAGAUAAUUACCUAAGUAUACGUAUAAAGCUCUGCUCAACAUCGUUUGCAUCAGUUUUAUUAUGCACUUUUGUGAGAUGCACAUAUUUUCGAAUAAUAGUUAAUUAAUUGAUUUAACCAUGACAUCGAAUAUUUUGUUAUUUUUUAAUUUAUUGACAUUUUUUGUGACUUUUGCUAAUUGCGUGAUCCUUCAUACAAAACAAGGAUCCUUGAAAGGUUUCGUUUCCCGGAGCAGAAAUGGACGACCUUUUUAUUCAUUUUAUAACAUCCCCUACGCUGAACCUCCUGUAGGAGAUUUACGAUUCAAGGACCCAGUUCCAGCGAAAUCAUGGCAAGGUGUACGAGAUGCCACAGUUGAAUCUCCUAUUUGUCUAGGUUCACUCUAUGGUCAAGUAUCUGGCCAAGAAGAUUGCCUCUACUUAAAUGUUUACAAGCCAAAAACAUCAAACGAAACCUUAUUGCCUGUGAUGGUUUUCAUCUAUGGAGGUCAUUUCAUGUGUUGCAAUGCUCGAACAGGUCGAUAUGGAGCGAAUUAUUUCAUGGACAGAGAUGUCAUAUUGAUAACUUUCCAUUACAGAUUAGGAAUUUUGGGUUUUCUAAGCACCGAAGACGAAGUAAUACCGGGAAAUUAUGGUUUGAAAGAUGGAAUAGCAGUACUUCAAUGGGUUCAAAAAUAUAUCGAGGAUUUUGGCGGCGAUAAGAACAGAGUAACUUUAUUUGGAGCCAGCUCUGGAGCAAUUAGCGCAUCGCUAACGCUGAUAUCACCUCUGGCCAAAGGUCUGUUUCAUGGUCUCAUAACUCAAAGUGGACAACCUUUCGAUUUGGAGAAGCCUGGUGUACAUAGAUUAAAUGCUUGGAGACUCGCCUCAUCAGUUGGCUGCAGUGGAGACGACAUAAAGGCUACAGGAAAACUAUUACGCUGCUUGAGGAAUAUUCCAGCUGAAGAAUUGGCCAAGUAUACCGAAACUUACAGCGUUGGAGUAAUCCUGCCUGCUUUCCCUUGGGGUCCGGUUAUUGAAAAUGAGAAAGUUCCCGGAGCUUUUCUAGUCGACGAACCGGGAAAAUUACUUGCACGAAAAUCAAAUAUUCCUUGGAUAAUGGGCAUGAAUUCCAACGACGGGGGCAUGAUUGCGAUAUUUCUCUAUUACGAUCCAUCUUGGUAUGAAUCUUUGUCACAUGAAUUUGAUACCAAUUACAGAAAACAUUUUCCGGAAAUUUUUCGAUACAUACACCACGUCAGCGCUGAAAAACUCGAUAAUGUUACGGAAAUGUACAAAAAACAUUAUUUCGGCGACCAAAAAAUCAGCGAAAAUAUUCAAGGAUUUUCAAAGAUGUUUACCACGUUGAUUUACGCAACCGGAAUUAGAGAAAGUGUGAAAUUAUACAAAGGCCCGAAAUACGUUUACUAUUACGAUCAUAGAAAUAAAGAAUCAUUCGCAAAAAAGUACGCAAAUUCUAAUCUGGACAUUGAUAUUGGUGUUAUCCACGGAGAUGAACUUAUAAGUUUUUAUAACUGGUCUUCUGAGAUAACGCCAGUCACCGAAGGAGUAGAUUUGAUAGUUUCCCAACAAAUGGUGGAUUUAUGGACAAAUUUUGCCGCAACAGGGGACCCGAAUUAUCAAGACAGAACAAUUUGGAAACCGGUAGAUUCGUCGUCGAUAAAUUAUUUACAUAUAAGAAAUGGCGAAUUUGAAAUGAAAAACGAGUUCCUGAAAACCGAAUUUGAUUUCUUAGACAGCGUUCCAGUCGAUGGAUAUUUUUAAACCAUUUUUUAUAGUUUUUGUUUUUGUUAUUGUUGUUUAUAUCUACCUAUGCAUAUUGCAUAAUGAUAAGACAAAACAAAAUUAACAUUCCUUCAAUCGUUUUUUCACAUUUAAAAAAAUUUUUGGUAGGCGGUGAUUUCUGGGUAAAACUUCAUCUUUGGUGCUUACAAAGAAACCAUGUGAAGUACUACGUAGUUAUCAUGGCUCCAAUUUGAACUAUUUUUAUUGGAUGUUUUCGCCAGAAUUGCAGAAAAGUGUCUUUUAUUUUUUGUUGGGGGUCAAACUUCCCAGAAAGUUUUAUUUUUUUGCCAAAAUUGAUGAGAAAAACUUUUUUGUUUUGAAAUUUCCAAAAAGUCCUGCUUUUUGUCAUUAUCAAAAUUACAAAUAAUUCCUGAGUACCUACUUUUUUUUGCCAAAAUUGCGAAAAAUCCCAACUGUUUUAAAAAGACCCAUCUUUCAUCGAAAUUGUCGAAAAAACUGGGGUUUUGUCGUCCGAAUUGCUAGAAGGCCUAGUUUUUUGCUCAAAUUUCAAAAAGAUCUGUUCAUUUUUUUCUCAUCAAAAUUUUUCUAUGAGUCUCAACUUUUUGUUUGCCAAAAUUACAAAAGAAAUUCCUUUUUUAUUAAAAUUGCAGAGAAGGCUCAUUUUUUGAAAAAAAUACCAAACAAAUCUGUUUUGUUACUAAAAUUAAUUUUUUUUAGAGAAAAUUCAUUCGGGGGGGGGGGUGGGUGGUCAUUCAGGGAAUAUUAAAUCGGGAAAUAUGAUUCGAGGAUUCACUAGUCAGGAAAAAAACGUACCGGAAAAACUUGUAAAGAGGCGAAGUGUAAUAAGGGAGAUAGGUAAUUUAGUUGAUAAUAAUUCUUUAAUGGAGUUGGACAGAAAUAUUUUCCUAAGGGGUGAGAAAUUGCCUAUGCCUGGUUGCAUAUCUCUAUGCAACCUAUAUUACACUCUACUCAAUACAUACUAAAAUCAUAUUCGUAACUAGUGAAUAAUUACGAAACAACCAUUUUAAAUUAUUUAUUGAUGAAACAAAUACCAAUAAAAUAACCUAAUUAAUUGAGCAAAUAAGAAAACAUUAAUUAUCGUAAGGAUAAUUAAUGAAAUUACCAUAAACAGGUGAAUAGACCUAAUUUUACGUUAUGUAUAUUAAGCUUGCAUCUCAGGACGAAUCCUGGUCUAACGAUGGUUACAUGAGUGAAAUUAGAAUAAGCUAUUCCUUAAUUUCUAAUUUAUUCGUUGCUCAAUGUAGUUAGGUGCAAAUGCUCCCAUACAUUAAGUCAUUUCUAUUAUUUAAUUACGAUAUAGUUAUAAUUAAAUAAUGAUCGUUUGGAGUGUGUUUCAACACUUACCCAACUGUUCACGUUAAUCAUCUCUUCGGGGGCUCACCAAUACUAGGCCCAGCGAUGAUUAUGCUUUAAAGUUGUACAUAUUCCGCAAGUAUACUCUCCCAUGGUCGACAAAUGGGAGGUCUACCAAGAUUCCGAAUAAUCGCGACGUUCGAUUCGAAACAUACCGCGAAUACCGUUAAAAUACACAAUUUUAUCCGAACAAGCGGGUAAUUCUUAAAUUAUAAAAAAUGCAAGGAGCCACGAGGGCUAAAAUCACCAAAACGUUGACUACAUUACGGAGAGCUCGAGAUCUCGUAAAGAAGUGAAGAAGAUGUUCUUCGCAAUCCUGGUCCAGACCCAGGAUCGCGGUAUUUUACAAGUAACCUUGUGUCUUGACCUACAAACUGGUUAUUCUGAUAAUAACCACCCUAGAGCGGAUUACACUAGAACUACCAUAGGCAGUUAAGGCAUGUCUGCUCAUCACAAACUUAUUAACGUGAAUUCGAGAGAAUUGUUCCAGAAUCGCCAGGAAUAGCCCAUAAUUUUCUGCAAAAAGAGUAAUUAAUCUUCUGAAACUCGGCGAACAUUUUCAAAAAAUGUUCACAGACUUCAGUUCCUCAUUUUCUAAAAAUUCACGUGGAUGUGGGUUUUUAAGAUUGAGGGGGGGGGGGGUGGUGGUGAGAACGUAUAUCUAAAAUUUUCAAGACCCUGAUCCACGUUACGUAGAAUUUUAAGACACAUGACUUCAGAAAGGAAAAAAAUCCCGCAAAGUUCCGGAUAUUUAAUUUUUAAGUACCUAAAUGUCUGGUUUAUUAGGUACUUGGAACCUACUUUUUUCAACUUUUAGAAAUUUGGAAAAAAUUGAGACGAUUUCUUACAUUAUGUCAGACUUUUGAAAACUUCGAAAAAAAUAGCCAAUCUUUUAAAUUUUUACGUAGACUUCUCGACGUCAAGCCUGAGGUUAAAGAACUCAUGCAUAAGAAAAAAUUAACAUGUCCACGACUUGAAACUUUCUUUGCAGAGCAGACUUCACUUUUAUUUUAUUUUUUUUUAGAGUUUCGGCAAUUACAUACUUUGUAAUAACGGCUACUGAAUUGCCGAAACAGCAAGCAUUAUUAUCUAUGGCGAUAAAAAUUUUCUUAUCAUAACCUCAUGCGAUAGUUCAAUAAGAUUGCAAUUGACUUUGGCGAGUUGUAGAAUUUAGAUACCAUUAUUACCUACUUAUUGUAUAAAGUUCUGAUAAACAUUGCUUUUCUUAUGAACUUUUGUGUAAUGUACAUACAUAUUUUCGAAUAAUAGUUCAUUAAUUAAUUUAAAUACGAGUAUGACAUCGAAUAUUUUAUUAUUUUCUAAUUUAUUGUUUUUUUUUGUGACUUUUGCCAAUUGUGUGGUUCUUCAUACAAAACAAGGGUCCCUGAAAGGUCUCGUUUCCCCGAGCAGAAAUGGCCGACCUUUUUAUUCAUUUUAUAGCAUCCCCUACGCCUACGCUGAACCUCCUGUAGGAGACUUACGAUUCAAGGUAAGAUUUUAGUAUUUUCUCACAGGGAAGUUAUCCAUACUGGCAGAAAAAAUGUUGAAAUGGAUGAAGCUAUAAAUCAACUAGACAGCUAAGCUUUCUACAAAGUGUGCGUAGCUAGCUGCCUUUUCUGCAGCUAUAACCGUUAUUACAUCUAGGUAGUGCAUAAAUGAAUCAACCAUGUCAAAGUAAUGAAAAUUUUUGAAACUCUCACUGCUUCAAAAUAAUAAUUGUUUUUCAGUGUUUUCAUAAUUUCCAAAUUACAAUAGGUAUUUCAGAAUAAUUUUUAAGCUUGUAUUGCUUCUAAAUUAAGAAAUUUCUAGUUGUUUUUCAUAGUUUGCAUUGUUUUAAAAUUUACAAAAUUUCAAAUCAAUUUCCCGAAUUUCCCGAAUUCCCCAUCGCUACAAUUUCAUAAAGCUUUCAAUCAAUUUUCAGAAUUUUGCAUUGCUGCUGAGUUAGGAAAUUUGCAAUCAAUUUUUAGAAUUCACAUUGCCUCUAAAUAGUCAAAUUUUGAAUACCUAAUUUUUCAGAAUUCUUAUUGUCUUUAAAUUAAAAAAUUUCAAAUUCAAUUUUCAAGUUCAUAUUGUCCACAAAUUGUAAAACGUUUACUCAAUUUUUGGAAUUUACAUUGCCUCCAAUUUUUCAGAAUUCUCAUCUUCUUCAUAAAUAUUACAAUACUUAUUUCAUAUAAUUUUCAAGUUCACAUUAUCUGCAACUUACAGAACUUUUAAUCAAUUUUUGGAAUUCUCAGCGUCUCUAAAUACAAAUUUUCAUAUUAUUUUUUUUAGAAUUUCCAUUGUCUUCAAAUUUAUAAAUUUUCAAACCAAUUUUCAGAACUUGCUUUUUAUUCUAAAUUAAGAAUUAAAUCUUAUAAAAUAUGUUAAGAAUUUGAAUUGCCUCUAAAUUACACGAAAAAAAAUAUGGGUAAUUUUUACAAAAAAAUUCAACUAAAUACUGGUAGGUAUUUAGCACAAUCAAGUACCAGAUCCCAUUCAAUAAUUUUUACUAUAAAUCAUAUAGUAAAAAUUAUCAUUUUAAUAAAUUUUGCUAUAGGUACCAAUAGUAAAAAUCAUUUUGUUUUAAUAAUUUUUACUAAAUCAUGAUAAUAAAAAUUACAUGUUUCAAUUGUACAAAAAUUAGUUUAUUUACUCAUUUUGAAGUAAUUUUUAAAUUAUAAGUAAAAAGUUAAAAAUUAUUCAUGUCAAGGUAAAGACAAAAGCUGGGCAAAAAAAUUAACCUUUUGGCAACCUUUUGGGAAAAGAAAAGCGGGAAAGCAACAGGCAAGGUGGAGAGAUAGUAUCUCUAACAUGCUGAGAAACAGCCUCUUUCAUAGGGUCGCGCAAGACAGGCUUGAAUGGGAAAGACUGGGAAAGCCUUCGUCCUUUUAUAAGGACCUCAAUGUGUAAUAGUAUAUUACAACACAGUAGACGAAAGUGAAUGAUUUCUUGUCGAGUGUGAAGAUUGGCGGAACGAGCCGAAGGCGAGUGGAGCCAACGCACGAAACAAGAAUUCAUUCACUUUUGACUACUAUCUUGUAAGAUAUUUUUCAUUAUAAAUGCUACGAAAAAAUAUAGCAUUUUACUCCUGUUUACACACCGCGAAAAUUUUUUCCUACUGUGAUUGAAAAAAUUUCUCUUUCCAUCCCUAGGGCUGGAAAAGAAACUCUUUUCCAUCACACUGUGACGGAAAAGAAUUUACAUUGACUAUAUGUUCUAAAUUCUUUUCCGUCACAGUGUGAUGGAAAAGAAUUCUUUUCCAUCACACUGUGACGGAAAAGAAUUCACAUUGACUAAUAUAUUGUAAAUUCUUUUCCAUCACAGUGUGACGGAAAAGAAUUUCUUUUCCAUCCCUAGGGAUGGAAAGAGGAAUUUUUUCAAUCAUAGUAGGAAAAAGUGUAUUUUCGCAGUGUGUAAACGGGGGUAAAAUGCUACAUUUUCGUAGCAUGUAUAAUGAAAAUGGUGUUGCAUAUUAUGUAUUAGUUAUCUUUUAAUAUUAUGUAUUUAUACACGCAAUAAAGGCUUUUGAAUUGAA
This is a messenger RNA of Planococcus citri (citrus mealybug), 7171 nucleotides long. RefSeq names its product juvenile hormone esterase-like. The record is from RefSeq and is a predicted model, not a curated record. The transcript has 10 exons. Gene Ontology annotation, molecular function: serine hydrolase activity. The coding region runs from base 655 to 2298 and encodes 547 amino acids. Lineage: Eukaryota; Metazoa; Arthropoda; Insecta; Hemiptera; Pseudococcidae.